This is a messenger RNA of Tinamus guttatus (white-throated tinamou), 2332 nucleotides long. The record is from RefSeq and is a predicted model, not a curated record. NCBI's taxonomy places the organism in Eukaryota, Metazoa, Chordata, Aves, Tinamiformes, Tinamidae.
AUGGUCAAUGAAUACUUGAGGAGUGAGACUGCCUUUCUGGAAGAGUUGGUGUUCGGAAGUGGAGAUACCAUUGAACUCUCCUGUAACACUCAAGGCUCUUCCAUGUCUGUUUUCUGGUUUAAAGAUGGUAUUGGGAUUGCACCUACCAACCGAACUCAUAUUGGACAAAAACUGUUGAAGAUAAUCAAUGUGUCUUACGAUGACUCAGGGCUGUACAGCUGCAAGCGGAGGCAUUCCAAUGAGGUCCUGGGGAACUUUACAGUCAGAGUAACAGAUUCUCCUUCGUCAGGUGAUGAUGAAGAUGAUGAUGAUGAAUCAGAAGAUACAGGUGUCCCCUUCUGGACCCGGCCAGAUAAGAUGGAGAAGAAGCUGCUAGCCGUUCCCGCGGCCAACACAGUUCGCUUCCGUUGCCCGGCAGGCGGAAACCCAACUCCAUCGAUUUACUGGCUGAAAAAUGGCAAAGAGUUCAAGGGCGAGCACAGGAUCGGGGGCAUCAAAUUGCGACACCAGCAGUGGAGUUUGGUGAUGGAAAGUGUUGUCCCAUCAGACCGAGGAAACUACACCUGUGUUGUGGAGAACAAAUAUGGCAACAUUAGGCACACAUACCAACUGGAUGUAUUAGAACGGUCACCCCACCGACCAAUCCUGCAAGCGGGGCUUCCCGCUAACCAGACUGUGGUGGUCGGCAGCAACGUGGAGUUUCACUGCAAGGUCUACAGUGAUGCCCAGCCUCACAUCCAGUGGCUGAAACACGUGGAAGUCAACGGCAGCAAGUACGGGCCUGAUGGGACGCCCUAUGUCACGGUGCUGAAGACGGCAGGUGUUAACACAACGGAUAAGGAGCUAGAGAUUCUGUACUUGCGAAAUGUUACUUUUGAGGAUGCUGGGGAAUAUACUUGUCUCGCAGGGAAUUCUAUUGGGUUCUCACAUCACUCUGCUUGGCUGACGGUUCUACCAGCAGAGGAGCUCAUGGAAAUGGAUGACUCGGGCUCGGUGUACGCCGGCAUUCUCAGUUACGGCACUGGCUUUGUUCUCUUCAUCCUGGUGCUGCUCAUUGUGAUUAUCUGCAGGAUGAAAAUGCCAAACAAAAAAGCCAUGAACACACCCACUGUACAGAAAGUCUCCAAAUUUCCACUCAAGAGACAGGUGUCACUGGAGUCCAACUCUUCCAUGAACUCCAAUACGCCCCUGGUCAGGAUCACGCGCCUCUCCUCCAGCGAAGGGCCAAUGCUGGCUAACGUCUCGGAGCUGGAGUUGCCUCCUGAUCCCAAGUGGGAGCUGGCACGAUCUCGCCUGACCUUGGGGAAGCCACUUGGAGAAGGGUGUUUUGGCCAGGUGGUGAUGGCAGAAGCGAUUGGGAUUGAUAAGGACAAGCCAAACAAGGCCAUCACGGUGGCUGUCAAGAUGUUAAAAGAUGAUGCUACUGACAAGGACCUGUCCGAUCUGGUCUCUGAGAUGGAAAUGAUGAAAAUGAUUGGGAAACACAAAAACAUCAUUAACCUCCUCGGUGCCUGCACGCAGGACGGACCCCUCUACGUGUUGGUGGAGUACGCGUCGAAAGGGAACUUGCGGGAAUACCUCAGGGCACGUCGCCCACCCGGCAUGGACUAUUCUUUCGAUACCUGCAAGCUGCCAGAAGAGCAGCUAACAUUUAAGGACCUGGUUUCCUGUGCCUACCAGGUGGCCCGUGGCAUGGAGUACUUGGCAUCUCAGAAAUGCAUUCAUCGCGACUUGGCAGCCAGGAACGUGCUAGUCACUGAAGACAAUGUGAUGAAAAUAGCUGAUUUUGGCCUCGCUAGAGAUGUUCACAACAUCGACUAUUACAAGAAAACCACCAAUGGUCGGCUGCCUGUGAAAUGGAUGGCUCCAGAAGCAUUGUUCGACCGGGUCUACACUCACCAGAGCGAUGUCUGGUCUUUUGGAGUGCUGCUAUGGGAGAUCUUUACCCUGGGAGGGUCUCCGUACCCGGGAAUUCCUGUCGAGGAACUCUUCAAGCUCUUGAAAGAAGGCCAUCGGAUGGACAAACCCGCCAACUGCACUCACGACCUGUACAUGAUCAUGAGGGAGUGCUGGCAUGCAGUGCCAUCACAGCGGCCCACCUUCAAGCAGCUGGUGGAAGAUCUGGACAGGGUCCUCACCGUGACGUCCGCCGAUGAGUACCUGGACCUGUCGAUGCCCUUCGAGCAGUAUUCGCCGGCUUGCGAGGACACUCACAGUACCUGCUCCUCGGGGGACGACUCCAUCUUUGCACAUGACCUCCCGCCCGACGAGCCGUGCCUCCCCAAGCACCCGCAGUGCAACGGCGUCGUCAGGACGUGAGGGCCGCCACGCG